AUAUCCUGCAAUAUCUCUCGAUAAUUAUUAUGAAAUAAAUACCGUAGGUACCUAGUUGUGUACUAAAACACUUGUUACGCUAUUAAUGUACCUACCAAAUCAAAAUGACGUUAAGUGUAAUUCUUAAGAAAUAUGAAGCAAACUGCGGUUCCAAAGAAGUUAACGUUAUAAAAGUUGAUUCACCUGUUGGUGAAAUCAUUGCUUGCGCUGAUGAAAAUCAUCUGUUACUAGUAACAUUUGAAGAUACUAAAAACUUUGAAAAGAGGUUUGAAGUCAUUGCUGAAGAAUGUCAGUGCAAAUUUAUUGAAAAGCCGAAUAAAAUAUUGGAGAGCUUUCAGUCUGAAAUGAAGCUGUACUUUGAAGGAAAGCUUAAAAGUUUCAAUGUUCCCGUUAGGACUUUCGGUUCUGACUUUCAAAAGGAAGUAUGGGAGAAACUCUUAAAACUACCUUACGGCUCGACACAAUCUUAUGGGGACCUAGCCAAAGAGAUGGGAAGGCCGUCCAGCCACUCUCGAGCUGUUGGAGCUGCUUGUGGUGCUAAUGCUCAUCUUAUUGUUAUACCCUGUCACCGACUUGUGGCUUCGGGCUCUAAAGGUGGGUUCAACAGUGGAAAAGAUAGGAAAGAAUGGUUGUUGAAUCAUGAAAAGAAGUGUUCAUCUUGACUUUAACUUGAAUUUGUUAUAAUAUAAGGGGGCAAACGAGCAAAAGGGUUACCUGAU
Aricia agestis (brown argus) is the source of this 719-nucleotide messenger RNA. Its product is annotated as methylated-DNA--protein-cysteine methyltransferase, inducible. The record is from RefSeq and is a predicted model, not a curated record. The coding region runs from base 105 to 662 and encodes 185 amino acids. NCBI's taxonomy places the organism in Eukaryota, Metazoa, Arthropoda, Insecta, Lepidoptera, Lycaenidae. The transcript has 2 exons. Gene Ontology annotation, biological process: DNA repair. Gene Ontology annotation, molecular function: methylated-DNA-[protein]-cysteine S-methyltransferase activity.